AUGGGUCGGGUUGAACUGGCAGGUACCGAACCGGUGCUGCUGCGGGCUCGGUCCUUGCAGCGAGUGAUGUGCCAGAUGAACUUUUCCUUGACGAAGUCUGAGGCGGUCGGUCCUUACGGCCUGGAUCUUGGUCUCUACAGAAAGCCGGCCUCAGGUCCUUCCAUCCCCGUGUUCUCGACGCUCAGCUUCUUGCCUGGCCGGCCGUCGAUCUCCAGUCGGCCCGAGCGCUUUGAAAAGUUUUAUACGCCUCGAGAGAACGUGCUCAACGAAUGCAUCAAGCGAGAGAUCGAACGGAUAUGUUUCGAGGAGGGGGACGAGAGCAAGCGCAUAGUCUACGAUUCCACUGGCGCCUCGCCAUUUGUCAGGGCAGAAGACCGAGAUCGGCUGCACAUCGACGACCUUCCCUACUACCUGCCAGUGAACGAAUCGGACAGCACCCUCAUCUUCGAGUCACGGUUCUAAAGCGGUAACCUGCGCAGAGCAGUGCAAGUAGGCCCCCACGAGUACGACCUCAUCCUCCGGCCAGACUCUAACACCGAGACCCAGACGCAGUGGUUUUUCUUCUCGAUCGCGAACACCCGCAAAAAAGCAGAAUACACGAUCUGCAUCGUGAACAUGGUCAAGCCAGACUCCCAGUACAACGCGGGGAUGCGACCGCUGGCGUACUCGGUGCGAGGGGCCGGCCAAGGCGAGGGCUGGCACCGGGCCGGCCAGGACGUCUGCUACUACUCCAACGUCCUCAAAAAGAGGGCCGGAGGGUACUACUACUCCCUGGAGUUCAAAAUCCGAUUCGAGCAUGACCACGACACGGUCUACCUCGCGCACUCCUACCCUUACACCUACACCGACCUGGCCGUCUUCCUGGCGCAGCUGGACGCGAAGCCCCAGCUGCGGCCUCUGCUGCAGCGCAGACCGCUCUGCACCUCGCCCGCCGGCAACCCCUGUGACUACCUGCUGAUCAGCGAGUUCAACAACGGUAAGGACAAGAAGGCCAUCGUCCUGACCUCCCGCGUGCACCCCGGUGAGUCCAUGGUCAGCUACAUCAUCGAGGCGGUCAUCGAGUAUCUCCUCGGCGACUCCCUCGAGGCCCGGGCCCUCCGCCAGAGCUUUAUCUUCAAGAUCGUCCCGAUGCUCAACGUGGACGGAGUGAUCCAUGGCAACUACCGCACAGACCUGCAGGGCUUCGACUUGAACCGGGUUUGGGCGGACCCCAACAAAAAGCAGCAUCCGACCAUUUUUGCCGCCAAGGGACUUAUCCGCAAAACCCGUGAGGAACGGUCGAUCGCCUUCGUCUGCGACUUCCACGGUCACUCCCGCAAGCGCAAUGUGUUCGCCUACGGCUGCGAAAGGGACCCAGGCCGACAGGAGCAGGUCUUCCCGCUGCUGAUGCGGGACAACUGCUCAGUGUUCAGCUUUCGGGACUGCUCCUUCCUGAUCCAGAAAGACAGGGAAGGGACAGCCCGGGUGGCCCUCUGGCGGUAACUGAACAUCCCCUACUCGUACACCCUGGAGGUGUCCUUCUCGGGGGCGGACUUCGGCAAGUACGAGCUGGUGCACUUCAACCGGUCCAUCUUCGUGGAGGUGGCCCAGGGAUUCUGCAAGUCCCUGAAGGACCUGUUCGAGGCGGACGUGCCAAAGCUGACGGCCCUUUCAGAAGAGCUGCAGCAGGUCCGGCACAAGCGGCGAGAGGAGCACGACUCCGACAACUCGGACUACGACUAG
Messenger RNA from Hippocampus zosterae (dwarf seahorse), 1722 nucleotides. RefSeq names its product cytosolic carboxypeptidase 3-like. Gene Ontology annotation, molecular function: metallocarboxypeptidase activity; zinc ion binding. The transcript has 2 exons. Gene Ontology annotation, biological process: proteolysis. The record is from RefSeq and is a predicted model, not a curated record. NCBI's taxonomy places the organism in Eukaryota, Metazoa, Chordata, Actinopteri, Syngnathiformes, Syngnathidae.